CUCCUCGUGUAAUCUCGGGGUUAUCUAGUUAGAUUUACGUCGCGUUCAUCAGUCGUACACUUGUCGUCAUCACGUUCGUGUGUCACCCAUCGCGAUCGUUUCAGGUGGCUCUCCGCGAUGCAUCUCUUCUGUCUAAUCGCCUUUCUAGGUUUACAAGCAGUGACAGCACUUGAAUGGGGAUAUUGGGGCAAAUAUGGACCAAAAAGCUGGCCCGGAAUGUGCAGGACAGGAAAGAAACAAUCACCGAUUGAUAUCGUGACGGAAGAUGCCAUAAGAAUUGAUCUUGGUGCUCUCAAAUUCGAUCGAUACGAUUUCGCGUUUUCUGGUACACUUACUAACAAUGGACAUACCAUACAAGUUAAAUUGCAUGGUAUACCGAUCCAUGUAAGCGGAGGAAGUUUGCCAUCGGUAUACACUCUGGAGCAGAUGCAUUUUCAUUGGAGUGCCGAACAUACCGUGGACGGUUCUCGUAAUCCGUUGGAGUUGCAUUUAGUACAUUACGACAAUCAGUACGCGAAUUUUAGCGAAGCCGCGCAGCAUGAGAACGGGAUUGUCGUUGUCGCGGUUCUGUUUGAAUUUAACAAUUACGACAAUCCGGAUUUAAUGCCGAUUCUAGAGUCGACGAAAAUGGUAUCAAACUGGGUGGGAAAGAACAUGGUACCGAUAAGAACUAAACUAAUACCUCUGAUGUUUCUACCAAAGGAUCAUACGACAUAUUAUCAUUAUGAGGGAUCUUUGACCACGCCGGGAUGCCAGGAAUCUGUAAUGUGGUUUGUCAUGACUGAAAAACUCCCGAUAUCGGAGGCGCAGGUGAAUGUGUUCGAACAUGUUCAGAGCAAUAAUGGCACACUGAAGUACAAUUACAGACCCAUACAGAAGCUCGGGAAUAGAAAGGUGUACCAUCGUCUGGACGGAUAUAACAGCGCAUCGUCCUUGCAUACUUCGAGUAUUAUUUGCAUGAUUGUCAAUGUUUUUCUAGUCAGUCUUUUAGGCAAGAAUUUAUAAUAGUUCUGAAAUACCAAAGCUGAACUUUAUGUUACAACGUGUGUAAUGAGACAUAACAACUGCGUGUGAUAUAUUGUUAUAUACAUUGCUCUAGAAGAAACGAAA
Messenger RNA from Cataglyphis hispanica, 1110 nucleotides. RefSeq names its product carbonic anhydrase 2-like. The transcript is spliced from 6 exons. Lineage: Eukaryota; Metazoa; Arthropoda; Insecta; Hymenoptera; Formicidae. Gene Ontology annotation, molecular function: zinc ion binding; carbonate dehydratase activity. Gene Ontology annotation, cellular component: cytoplasm. The record is from RefSeq and is a predicted model, not a curated record. The coding region runs from base 118 to 1005 and encodes 295 amino acids.